Molecule: messenger RNA, 948 nt
Organism: Cokeromyces recurvatus
Lineage: Eukaryota; Fungi; Mucoromycota; Mucoromycetes; Mucorales; Mucoraceae
Product: Grap2 and cyclin-D-interacting-domain-containing protein
Exons: 3
Coding region: 1-948 (315 amino acids)
Biological process (GO): regulation of cell cycle
Cellular component (GO): nucleus
Source: RefSeq, a predicted model, not a curated record
AUGUCGACAGAAGAAGAAUUCCAAGAAAAGUUAAAGGCAUGUUGUAAAAUGUGCCUUGUCUAUCUCGACGAUUUGAAAAAUGAUAGAAAUGUAGAAACUUCUGAUUUUAACACUGCUUCAUUUCAAGAGACAAUGGUCAAUCUCGGAAAGAUUCUUUCUCAUAAUGCCACCAAGUUUACCAUUUCUUGUAAACCACCUCGUAAACCCAAGGAUGCGAUUCAUAUGAUUAGCGAGAUCAGUAAUACUCUCUAUCGUAUAAUGGGGUUCUAUAAUACAGUCCCUACCAAGUCAGGAAGCAUGUACAAGAAAGCCUACCAGACUAUUAUUCGUGAAUUAUUACACGGUGUCAUUAGUCUUUCCGGUAGCUUUAUGACAGAGGACAAUCGUCGCGACACCAUCUCCUUCAUGGUGCCAACAGCUGCUCUUUGGGAGACUUGCAAAGAAAUGGAGCAAUUGCCCAAGAACAAUAAAGAAGCUGUCUUGACAGCCUGGAAGACAUUAGAAGAUACAUUAAAGGAUGCUAAAGCAGAGGUACAUGAUAUCGCCUCUGGUCAAGAUCGAUCAGAGGGCUUUGAUGAUAAUGAAGGAGAGGACGAUGAAACAGACUUAAACGAGGAAGAAUUGGAGAUCGCAAAGCAAUGUGCUAAAUUAGUAGACAUGGCUGUCUUUGUGAUGGAAAAGAUCAGUCGUCGUUGUAUUCGCGAAACUCAUCCUUCUGUAGAAUGGCUGGAUAAAGUGUAUGAACUUGCCAAUCAACUUGUCGAUGGUACUGACUUAUUAGUGUCACAAAUCUAUGAUGAAGAUGCCAUGACAAUGAAAGAAGAGGUUAAAAAAUACAUUAGUCAGUCUAAAAAAUUAGUCCAGAUUGCAAAGCAACAAGUUGAAGGCAGCGACCAUUUUACUUGGUUUUCAAUGUGUGAAAAUAAAUAUGACUCUAUGGAAAAUUAG